This is a messenger RNA of Pyrenophora tritici-repentis Pt-1C-BFP, 1332 nucleotides long. RefSeq names its product Acyl-transf-3 domain containing protein. NCBI's taxonomy places the organism in Eukaryota, Fungi, Ascomycota, Dothideomycetes, Pleosporales, Pleosporaceae. The record is from RefSeq and is a predicted model, not a curated record.
AUGGCUUCCAGCAUCAAGUCAACACUCCAGAUAUCUCCUCUAGCAAUCUUUUCCUCGGUUGCAACAACACCGACGACGACCGUAACGCUCGAUCAGAACCAUCUAGUCGGACUGCGCGGCCUCCUAGUCCUACAAUCCUUCCUCUUUGUCUUUUUCCAGGCCUUCCUACCAGAUGCAGCCAUCGAUUCCAAAAACUUCAAUGGACCAGCCUACCAGACCGGAAUCCGAAAGUCCAUCUCCGUCAUCCUGGCCAACGGGCCCUUGAUAUACGGAUGGAUCAUCUUCCUCUCCGCACGCACAAUCUGCUUACCAUAUAUCUCAAACAAGUCGCGAGAGGUUUGCGCAUCCAGCGUCUUCCGUCGCAGUAUCAGACUCUGGAUCCCGACCUUUGUCGCCUAUUCUCUCUCGGCAGCGGCAUUCAGCACCACAUCUACCGACUACAUUUCAGACUUCCUAACCUCGACCAAUAAUGUCUCCACCAUUGCACCGCUACGUAUGAGCAAUUUUCUCAUCUACUUCAACUCGCUCUUUGAGCUCUUCUGGGUGAACAAGAACUACGCUUCGCAGGCCGCUAACCUCGCAUUCCCAUCUGGCACACUCUGGAUAGUCUCUGUCCUCUUUCAGCAGAGCUAUACCAUCUACAUGACCAUGGUCAUUGUGCCCUCCACCCGAGUCUCGUGGCGUGUCAAAGCCAUGGUCGCCUUCAUCGCAGCAGCCUGGUGGGUACAAAGUUGGGCGUGGUAUAGCAUCACUGGUCUCCUCAUUGCCGACGCAGUUCUCAACAUGGACUUUCAAACCCGGUCUCGACGUGGCCUUUUGAUAGGGAAGCUUACGCUGCCCAUCUGGCCUCUUUAUGCCAUCAUGGCUUUUACAGGCGUGCUGCUGCAAUUCCUCUUCAUCUCGGCCAAGCCAUCUAUGCGCGACGACGAAUUAUACGGCCACACCGCCUUGUAUGAAGAUGGGUUCCUGAAUGAGAACAUGGACGGCAGUCAGCCCAUGACAAGAGUAGACAACUAUCUCAUCAUCCUCGGUGCCUCGCUUUUAAUUGAAACGUUUGAGUGGCCUCGUGGUGUUCUCCGCGGCGGCUUCUUCGUUGCCAUGGGCAGGAGGAGUUUUAGUUGGUUUCUCAUGCAAUCACUCGUCAUCUAUACGGUCGGCAUCAAACUGUACAUGCAAAUGGCUGGAACGGGGAGCAACACUGCUAUGAGCGGGUUCGUGACUUUUCUUGUCUGUCUGCCACUUACCGCCCUGCUGUCCGAGAUAUUCUAUCGUGUCGUGGAUAUACCGAGUAUCGUCGUUGCGAGAAGCUUUUGGGCGUUUAUGACGACAUAA